AUGGAAAACCUUUUUAGUUCAUCCCUUAUUGCAAAGACGGUAAAUAAUGGGAAAAAUAUAAACUCUAAUGAUAAAAAUAAGAAAAAAGAAAUUAUUAAAAAAUGCUCUGAAGAUUUUUUAAGUCAACGGAAUAUCAGUAACAAUAAUAACAACGAUAAUGGAAAUAAUAAUGAUAAUUUAGGUAACGACACAAGCAUUAAUAUGGAUAGCUGUAAUAAUAAUAAUAGCAGUAGUACUAAUAAUAGCAGUAGUACUAAUAAUAGCAGUAGUACUAAUAAUAACAGUAGUACUAAUAAUAGCAGUAGUACUAAUAAUAGCAGAAGUACUAAUAAUAGCAGAAGUACUAAUAAUAGCAGUAGUACUAAUAAUAGCAGAAGUACUAAUAAUAGCAGUAGUACUAAUAAUAGCAGUAGUAAUAAUAUGAACAAAAAUAAUAGUAGCAAUAAUAGCAAUAUUAAACAUAUGAGCUAUAGUAAAAAUAAUAAAACUAUUUAUGAUGCUAACCUUAAGAGUGCGUAUAAUAUUGAUAAUGCACGCUUUGAUAUAAUAGCGUCGAAAAAUUAUUAUGAAAAUACUAAUAUCGAGGAGUCGACAAAAAAAAAUAAUUUCGAUUCAUUGAAUUUAAUCUCAAAAGAGUAUAAUAGUAGCUAUUAUUAUGAUGAUAUUAAAUGCAAAGGAGAUAAGGUAUUUUUAAAUAAUAAAUUGUCUACUGAUAAUAAUGAAAACAUAAAAGUGAACGCAAAUGAUAAUAAAAAUAAAUGCACGAACGAAAGCGAAAACAAAAUUUUUGAAAAUUUUAAACACGACAUUAUAAAAAGCAGUGAUGACCUUGAUUAUCAUGGCUUUACCCUAGAUAACAAUUAUUAUCAGUAUAAAAAUAAAAACAAAGUGAGUAAUAUCGAGGAACAAAUAGAUAAUGAUAAAAAUGAAAUUGAUAAUAAUAAAAAUGAAAUUGAUAAUAAUAAUAAUUUAAAAAACAACAGUAUUAUAAGAAGAUUGUAUUCUAAUGAUUCAAAAUAUAUUAUUAAAGAUCACAUUGCAAGUCAUUUUCGCGCAUGCAAACAGGAAAAUAAAAAUAAAGAUAACAAUAAUAUGCUACUUUUAAGAGAUAUAUAUAAAAAACAUAGAAAUCAUAUUGUUUAUAGCAGUGAUUUAUUAAAUAACUAUUGUUUACAUGAAAAAAUAAACUUUUCAAAUAAUCAAAAUAAAAAAAAAAUUCAAAAUAAAAUACAUAAACAAAUUCCGAAUGAUAAUAAUACAAUAAAUAAAAACGACUAUUAUAGCAAUAUAAAUAAUAACUUGACAAAAGGUAUGUCAAAUUCUGAGCUACUUCUUAAUGAAAGUAAAAAUAAUGAUUUUCUCUCUGAGCACGUUAAAAAUGCUCAACAUUUAGAUGAAAACUCUAAUGCGAAAUCCUUUCAUAUCAAUACAACUCGAGGCACAAGCACAAUUGGAAGCACAUAUUCGAAUAGAGAAAAAAACUCGAUUAAAGGCAAAUAUGCAAUUAGCGGUACAAACACGAUUAGAAGCACAAAUACAAGAAGGGGUGCAAAUACAGAUAUAUAUUUAGAAGAGGAAGAAAUAAACACAAAUGAAAGUAAAAAUAAAGAUACAGAUGAAAAUAAAAGUACAAGAACAGAUGAAAAUAAAAGUAUAAGAAUAGAUGAAAAUAAAAGUACAAGAACAGAUGAAAAUAAAAGUAUAAGAGCAGAUGAAAAUAAAAGUACAAGAGCAGAUGAAAAUAAAAGUACAAGAACAGAUGAAAAUAAAAGUACAAGAACAGAUGAAAAUAAAAGUACAAGAACAGAUGAAUGCACGAAAAAUACUAUUAAAAACAGAAACAUUGAAAAAAAAAAUAAUAAUACUGAUUUGAAUACCAAAGGAAAUUUAAGAAAAAACAACUAUAUUAAUUAUUUAAAAAUUGCAAAUAUUAAAAUAGAUAAAAGAAAAAAUUUGGGAAUUGGAAAAAAAGAUAGUAGUCAUAUUAUUAAAUCAUAUUCUUUCAAAUAUGACAAUAGGAGGACAAAAGUUAAUCGGAUCAAUCUCACAUUAAAUAAAAAGGCUUAUGUAACUAAAAACUUUCAAAUUAUUGCAUCCAAAGGGGAAGCAUAUUUUGGUGAACUUCUAAAUAAAAGUAAAAUAAAAAAAAAAAAUAAUAAUAUGAAUAGCAAUAGGAACAUUAAAAAUAAUAAUACAAAUAAUAGUAAUAAUUUUAGUAGUAAUAUUAGCAAUAGUAAUAAUAGCAAUAGUAAUAAUAGCAAUAGCAAUAAUAGCAAUAGCAAUAAUAGCAAUAGCAAUAAUAGCAAUAGUAAUAAUAGCAAUAGUAAUAAUAAUAUGAAAAAUUGGAAUGUUACAAAAAAAAUUAUUCCCAGAAAAGAUGAGGAAAUAAAAGGGAAAGAUGAUAAUAAUAAUAUAUUUAAUAGUGAAAAUAAUUUUAACAACUGUAAUCAUUUUAUUAUUGGAAAUGAUAAACAAUCGUAUGAGUUUAAAAAAUGUGAAAAUAAUUAUGAACGAAGAGAAUAUGCUAAUCUGGAUUUUUUCCCCUUUGAAAGUAUAAAAAAUAAGGAGAAAAAUAAUGAAGAAAAUAAUGGGAAUCCUGUUAGAGGGAAUGAUAAAAGUGGAAAAUUAAAAAAAAGCAAAUUUUUAGAAGAGUGUGAAGAGAAAGAAGAGUGUGAGGAGAAAGAAGAAUGUGAGGAGAAAGAAGAAUGUGCACAAGGUGAAGAAGGGGAAGAAGAGGAGGAUAAGGAUGAGUAUGAAAAUGAGAAUAAUAAUUCAAAUACGGAUGAAAAUGCAAAUGAAGAGGAUAAUAAGGAUGAUACCGAAAAUGAGAACAAUUAUGAAGAAGAAAGAAAAAAAAAAAUUGAGAAUAACAAAAUUGACUUAUCGAAAUUACAUUACGGAAACUCCUGCAUGUAUUAUAUGUGUAAUUUAAAAAACAAUAAAACAAAAAAAGAUAAAAUUAAUUAUAAAUUUCAAGAGGACAAAAAUAAUUGUAAUUACGUAAAAAAUAGCAAUAAUUAUAUGUUAAUUAAAAAAAGGAAUGAUAAAGUUAAUAAAAUACAAAAUUGUGGUGUUAACGAUGAGUUAACAAUAUUUACAGAUUUUUCACCUGAGUUAGCAAUGGAAAUUUUGAACAAAAAAAAAGAUUUAAGCUUCUCAUCGAAAUGGGGAAUCAACUGCGAAAAAAACAAUUGUGUUACAAGUAAUAUUAUCAGUACAAGCAAUACAGUCAAUACACAUAAUAAUUGCAUUGUGUAUAAAUCUGUUAAAAUGGAAAUGAGAAAAGAAGAGAAAGAAGUGGAACAGGAACUAGAAGAAGAUGCUAAAAUAAAAGUGGGAAAAUAUUGUGCCAAGAAUGACUAUAAUAUUAAUAAUAUUAAUAGUAAUAAUAUUAAUAGUAAUAAUAUUAAUAGUAAUAAUAUUAAUAGUAAUAAUAUUAAUAGCAAUAAUAUUAAUAGUAAUAAUAAUAGUAGUAAUAAUAAUAAUAGUAUUAGUAAUAAUAGCAAUAAUAUUAAUAGUAAUAAUAACAGUAGUAAUAAUAAUAAUAGGAAUAAUAAUAAUAGUAAUAACAAUAGUAAUAAUAAUAAUAAUAAUAGUAAUAAUAAUAAUAAUAAUAGUGUUAAUAAUAUUAGUAUUAAUAAUAGUAGUAAUAAUAAUAAUAGUAUUAGUAAUAAUAGCAAUAAUAUUAAUAGUAAUAAUAACAGUAGUAAUAAUAAUAAUAGGAAUAAUAAUAAUAGUAAUAACAAUAGUAAUAAUAAUAAUAAUAAUAGUAAUAAUAAUAAUAAUAAUAGUGUUAAUAAUAUUAGUAUUAAUAAUAAUAGUAAUAAUAAUAAUAGUAUUAAUAAUAAUAGUACUAGUACUACUAUUACUACUACUGCUACUAAUAAUAAAAAUAAUAAUUGCAGUUAUAAUAGUGAUACUUAUAAUGUGUUUGACACCAAGGGAGGGAAUACGAACUGGGAAAGUGGAUUAUCUCGCAUGAGUGUUAAUAAUAUCCUAGAGGAAGAAAGAGAGCUAAGAAAAGAAAAAAUUCAAAAUAACCUGAAUAAAUCAGUAAUAACAGUUGAAAAUUUGGAAAUAUCCAUGGAAAUAAAUAAAAAGGGGGAUAAUAAUAAUGAAGAUGGAGUAGGCAGACUUAAAAAGGAAACACAAAAUAAUGAAAAGGGUAAUGACAAAAAUAUUGAGCAAUAUAUUGAUAGAUAUAGAACUAAAUGUAAUGAGAAAAAAUGGAAAAAGAACAGCGAAAAAAAUAGUGAACAAUAUAGAGAUAAAAAUGGGGAUAAAACUUUUAAGAAAAAAAUUGAAAAAAAUAAAAAUUGCAGUAAUAGUGAAGAAAUUCUCACAAUUAGACAAGAGCAAAAUGUACUGAAAUAUGGUACGAGUUCAGGAAAAAACGUUAAUGUAAAUAUUGAAGGAGUAGUAUUUCAUGAUAGAAAAGUAAAUGUACAACAAGAUGAUUAUUGUUUAUUAGAGGAAGAAAAAGCAGAUAAGUUAAGCAAAGGAAGGAAAGAAAUGGAAAUUGGAAAUUACAAAAUUUUAAAAAAUACACGUGUACGCGAAAAUUUGAACGUAGAAGAUAUACGGUUACCGUAUGAUCAUGCUCAUAAUAAUGAACAAAUUGGAAAAGAGGAGGAGGAAGUGGAAGAAGAGGAAAUGAAAGAAGAGGAAAUGGAAGAAGAGGAAGUGGAAGAAGAGGAAAUGAAAGAAGAGGAAGUGGAAGAAGAGGAAGUGGAAGAAGAGGAAGUGGAAGAGGAGAAAGUGGAAGAGGAGAAAGUGGAAGAGGAGGAAGUGGAAGAGGAGGAAGUGGAAGAGAAGGAAGUUGAAGAAAAGGAAGUUGAAGAAAAGGUAGUGGAGGAGAAGGAAGUGGAAGAAAAAGAAGUGGAUAAGGAGUGCAAAAUAGAUAAUAUACAAAAUCAUAUUGAUUAUAUAAUGAAAAAUGAUGACAUUGAUUUUUCAAAAAUAAAUAUUAAAGCUAACGAAAGUUAUGUUAAAAUAAAUUUUUUUCUCAAUGAGUACAUAUUAAAAUAUAAGGAAUUUCACAAUAGCGAUUUAUUAUUUUGCUUCGGAGAGUCCAGUGAAGAAGAUGUAAUAUCGGAAAAGAAUUUGCUCAAGGAGAGUGAUACCGACAGUGGUAAUGACAAUGGUAAUGAUAGUCGUAAUGGUAAUGUUAAUGAUAAUGGUAAUGACAAUAUCUUGCGUAAGGGGAAUGACAAAAUACUGGACAUAAAGAAAAAACAAUCCUUCAAUCCACUAAAUCGGAAAAAAAUGAAACAGCAGAAAAAUAGAAAAAUUAAUUAUGAUGCUGUAGAUACCAUGUGGCAACCACAUUUUCAUCCACAUAAUAAAGAAUUUCGAGUAAGAUAUAGAUAUAAAGGAAGUAUGAGGUUAAAAACUAUUUCCUGUAAAUAUUUUGGCUAUUUAACAAGUAAAAAGAUUUCUAUUUUAUUCCUGUUCAGGUGGAUAUUAUGCGGAAAAUAUAUUGCGGAAAAAACGAAGAGAUCGAGACUAAGUAUUAGCGAUAUAAAUGAAUAUAAUUUACCUGAACUUUUAUCAAAGAAAAGAAAAAAAAGAAGAAGUAAUUACAUGACAGAUGAAGAAUUUAAAAAUUAUGAAGAAAAGAAAACAAAAGAAUUUUAUGAACAUGUAUAUAAAAUUAAUAAUUUUCUUUUAAGUAAUUAUAAAGAUGAUACUUUUAUUAGUAAGUUGAAAAAUAUUAUAAAUAGUUGUGACAAACAAUUUAAAAAAGAGGAAAUCUUAAAUAUAUUAAAUGAGUGUCUGCGAGAUAAAUUAACAACAGAAAAGAAAAAAGAAUAUUUAAAACAAAUUAAAAAUGAAAAGGUUAUUAGAAAAGUCGCUACUUCUAUUGGCCAGAAGCGUUUUAAUAAUUGUAACAUAGAUGAUAAUAAUGCUACAAAUGAAAAUCAAUGCCAUUGUGCUAAUGGCACUGCAAAUGAUGAUGAGAGUUGUAGUGCAAGUGGUGGAGCAACCAGUAGCGGUGCAAUUGACGGUGCAACUGACGGUGCACUUAACGGUGCAGUUGACGAUAUAGUUGACGAUAUAGUUGACGAUACAAGAGAUAAUAACUUUGAUCGUGAAUAUUGCAACAGAACAAAAAGAACAAAGACACCGUUGAAUAACGAGUGUAAUAGUAACUGUAGUAGAGAUAGUAGUAGUAGUAGUAGUAGUAGUAGCACAUUUAAUUACAAUAAAAAGAGGAGAAGAAUUACACAAAAGGGAAAUGUGAAUAAAAGGAAAAAAAAUAAUACCAAUGCUUUUUGCAGUAGUUUUAAUAAUAAUAAGGAAAAAAUUGUACUUCUGAAUUCGAAAAAAGAAAAAGAAAAUUUCCCAAAAAAGAUAAAUAAUAGUUAUAAUAAUAAAAUUGACAUUCAUAGAAAGAGGGAACGUAUAUCACGAAACACAUGCAGUAGAUAUAAUUUGAAAGAAACAAAAAAACUUAAGGAUGAUAAAAAAUUAUUAGAAAUUUUAGAUAAAUCAAAUAUUAGUAGUACAUUUGGAUUUAGUGAAAAAAGAAGUCAUGGGGAUUUUACUAAUGGUCUAAAAGUAAAAGCGUGUGAAAGGAUUUUAAGGGCGAACCGGAGUGUUAAUAGUGGAAGGGAAAAUAGAGAAAUAAAUGAUGGAGGGAAUAGAGGAAUGAAUGGUGGGGGGAAUAGAGGAAUGAAUAGUGGUGGGAAUAGAGGAAUGAAUAGUGGUGGGAAUAGAGGAAUGAAUAGUGGUGGGAAUAGAGGAAUGAAUAGUGGUGGGAAUAGAGGAAUGAAUAGUGGUGGGAAUAGAGGAAUGAAUAGUGGUGGGAAUAGAGGAAUGAGUAAUGGAGGGAAUAGAGGAAUGAGUAAUGGAGGGAAUAGAGGAAUGAAUAAUGGAGGGAAUAGAGGAGUAAAUAGAGAAGAUAAUAACGGCUGGUAUAGCGGCAAGGAAGGCAGCAGUAGUUACGUUAGUGAGAAUUGUAAUAGCAACAGAAAUAUAAAAUGUGUAAACAGUGUGUGUAGUAAUAGAAACAGUGGAAUGAAUAUGAAUAGGGAAGAUAAUCUAAAUAGUUAUGAUCGUUAUGAUCGCUUGAAACCACAAAUUUUCAAUAAAAUAAUUAAUACUUCUUAUGCUGAACUUGAAAAGUUAUCCGAUAAGGAGGAAAUUGAAGAAUAUUACAACUCGUUAAUAGAAUUAAAGAAAUGUUUAUAUGUAAAAAGUACACAUAAUAAUAGCAGUCUGGACAAAAUAAAAUAUUUGAAUAUUAAUGAUUAUUUUAUUGAACUAUUAAAUAAGGAAUAUUUUUCAAGUAGGUGUGAUAUGAAUAUAAAUUCAUUUUCAUCUAAUAGAAAUACAAAUGCAUAUGAUGCUUUUCUUUUUGCCAUUUACCCAUCGAACACUAAAGAUGUUAACUACUUAAAUAAUCAAUUUGAGUCAAAUUUUUAUAAUAAAGAAAGAAAGAUGUUACGAAUUAUGGCAUUACCGAAAGACGGGUCUACUUUUAACGACAGCUGCAGGUUGAACAAGACUGACAAUUGUUAUCGUAGUGACAAUCAUAGUGGUAAUCUCAGUUACAAUCCAAAUGAUAAUAAUUUUGACAAUCCCGAUGACUAUCAUAGUUAUAUUCGUAGUGGCAAUUCCGUUAGUUCGUACCUUAAUUUAAAUUACGGUAAUAAUAAUAACUCAAAAAAAGUAAGUAAUGUUUCUACGUGUCCAAGUAUAGGAAAUAAUUUCCUUUCGAUGAAAUCGAUUCGAACGGAAGAAAAUAAAAUAUUGUCCUGUACUGGACCAAAUGGAGGAAUAAAAUGUAGUAAAUAUGAUGUAAUUGGUGUAAAUGAUGUAAAUGGUGUAAAUGGUAUAAAUGGUGUAAAUGAUGUAAAUGAUGUAAAUGGUAUAAAUGGUGUAAAUGAUGUAAAUGAUGUAAAUGGUAUAAAUGAUGUAAAUGGUAUAAAUGAUGUAAAUGGUGUAAAUGAUGUAAGUGAUGUAAAAGCCAUUAAUGAUGCGCAUAUUACAAGUGAUAAUAAAUUAAAAAAAAAAUUACAGAAUGUAAUUGAUGUGAAUGAACGCCUCGAUUUAUUUAACGUGCGCUCAGAAGAAAAUUAUUGCCAGUUAACAUAUUCUGACAGGAUAAAUAAUAAUUUUUUUUAUGAAAAUGUGCAAAGUGAAAAUAAUAAUAAUAAUAAUAAUAAUAAUAAUAAUAAUAAUAAUAAUAAUAAUAAUAAUAAUAAUAAUAAUAAUAAUAAUAAUAAUAAUAAUAAUAAUAAUAAUAAUAAUAAUAAUAAUAAUAAUAAUAAUAAUAAUAAUAAUAAUAAUAUAAUUUACAAUAAGAAAAGAAAUAGCUAUGACAGUGGUAAUUUCCGUUUAGAUAGCUCUUCCGUCCCUGAGAUUUAUGCAAAUACAAAAAUAUUUUUAAAAAAGGGUAAUAAUAUUAAAGAGUGCAAUAAACUGAACGCGUUGAACGCGUUGAACGAGAGGAACGAGAAGAAGGAGAUGAAGGAGAGAAAGGAGGAAGAAGUAACAUACGAAAAGUUAAGUGCCAAUUUUUAUGUACCUGAAGAAUGCCAUUCUGUGAAGAAUAACGUUAAAAAGAGUGAAGUCUGUUCAAACAGUACGUAUCAUCCAAAUGGUGUGCUUAACCCAAAUGAUGCAGUUCAUCCAUGCGGUGAGGUGCAUUCCAAGGAAAAAAAAGAAGAUUUGGAAUUAAUUUUUAACUUGAAAAGUAAAAAUAAAAUACUAUCAAACGAAUGUAUGAACGAUAUAAAGGAAAUUUUGGAAAAAAGUAAAUAUAUGAAUGAAAUGAAUUGUGAUAUAUGUACUGUACAUAAGGAAAGCUUGUUACCGGAAGGAAAAAACGAUGUGUCUUGUUUGUGUUGUACGUAUAUUAAUACCAUAAAUAAUGAAUUAAAAACAGGAUAUAAAAAAAAAAGUAUCAACGCAGGUGGCAAAAAGUUCAGGAAAAAGGGGAACGAGAACGUCUUUCCUCGUAUCCCCCUUCACAACAGCAUAAAUAUUAUCAGUAAAGAAUGCAGUAAAGAAAGCAGUAAAGAAAGCAGUAAAGAAAGCAGUGAAGAAAGCAGUAAAGAAAGCAGUAAAGAAAGCAGUAAAGAAAGCAGUAAAGAAAGCAGUAAAGAAAGCAGUAAAGAAAGCAGUAAAGAAAGCAGUAAAGAAAGCAGUAAAGAAAGCAGUAAAAAAAGCAGUAAAGAAAGCAGUAAAAAUGGUAAUAGCAAUAAUAAUAAUACCAAUGGGGGCAACAGUAGUAGUAUUAAUAACGAUAACGAUAGGGGUAAUAAUGACAAUGGAAUGUUAAAUAACAACUGCAGUAGGAACGACAAAGCCUACAGUUAUUUCGAUCCUUAUAAUAUCUUGUUAAAUGUCCUGAAUAAAUCCAACUAUGCAGAUGAAACAGAAGAAUGUGCAGUAGAUGAUAAUAUAAUUGAAAAAAAUAUUGCAAAGGCUUAUAUUAAAGAUUAUGUGAAUAGAAAUAAAGAAAAACCAGAAAUUUCUUUUAACAAUAGUAGGAUUAAUAGUACUUCCUUAAAUGAUUGUUAUAAUAUAUGCGAUCGUAUUUAUAAUUACAUUAUUGACAGUGGCAUUCGUAGUAUUAUUUAUAACAGUGCAAAAAUUGGCAGUGAUGAAAAUGAUAAUGGAGAGGAACAGAAGCUGCAGGAGCAGCACGUGGAACGGGAAAACGCCAAGGAAAGUAACAACGAAGAUUGUAAGAACCGUAGUAACAAUACCAUUAAGAACAAUAAUAGUAUCAACAAUAUCACUAUUAGGAGCAGGAGCAAGAAUAAUAUUUGUGAUAGUUCUGAAGGAAGAAAUAAAGGAAAGACACUUAUAAGUUUCCUUUCUCAAGAACUGGUUAACUCAACGGAAAUUUCUGAUUUUGACUUAACAUAUGGUAGCAAUGUUUUUCAAGAUAAUAUCAAACAUAGAAAUAAAAAAAUACAAAAAAAGGAAAGGGAAAGGGAAAAUCCUAAAAUUGAAAGUUCAUGUAUUAAAUGUAAUUUUAAUAGAGAAAUUGACAAUUUAUUUUAUAGCAACAGGUACAGUAACACAUCGAACAAUGAUAAAUCAUACCAUGAUACAUCGCACAUUGAUACAUCGCACAUUGAUACAUCGCACAUUGAUACAUCGCACAUUGAUACGUCGCACAUUGAUACAUCGCACAUUGAUACGUCGCACAUUGAUGCAUCGUACAUUGAUACAUCGUACAUUGAUACAUCGUACAAUGAUACUUUGAUAGAAGGGAUACAAGAGGAAAAAGAAGCGUACGAAGCGUAUGAAGCGCAAGAAGUGGGAGUAUAUGUCGGUGAGCAAAGUAAUAAGCACAGGUUAUCAUCAAAUAGUAAUUCCCAGUUAAUAAUUAAUAAAAAAAAUUUUGAAUUAAUAAAGAAUUUUAUUAAGCAAGUGAAGGAAAAAAAUUGCGAUGAGUAUAUAAACGCAAAUGAUGUUCAUGAUAAUAAUAAAUGUAAUGAUGGAAAUAAAGAAAUUAUAAAGUUCAGUGAUAAUCCAAACGACCUUUACGAUGAUCUAAAUAAUAACAAUAAGGUUGACAUAAUAAAUGACCAUAGUAAUAACGUUAAUAAGAAACUUAAUCAGUUUCAUAAUAACAAGGAUAACGAGGAUAAUAAAAGCGAAUAUAACAACAGCCGUAGGAAUAAUGAAAGCGCAAAUGGCAUACUGCAGUAUUAUAGAUCAUUAAAAGAAAAUUACUAUAAAUUAAAAAAUAGAAAUAAUUUGAACAGAAUAUUAAUUACUGACUCGUUAAAUAAUAAUUAA
Messenger RNA from Plasmodium malariae, 10764 nucleotides. Its product is annotated as transcription factor with AP2 domain(s), putative. The transcript has 3 exons. Lineage: Eukaryota; Apicomplexa; Aconoidasida; Haemosporida; Plasmodiidae. The coding region runs from base 1 to 10764 and encodes 3587 amino acids. The record is from RefSeq and is a predicted model, not a curated record.